This is a messenger RNA of Plectropomus leopardus (leopard coralgrouper), 3297 nucleotides long. It is a transcript of the gene ntf4, whose product is annotated as neurotrophin 4. NCBI's taxonomy places the organism in Eukaryota, Metazoa, Chordata, Actinopteri, Perciformes, Serranidae. The record is from RefSeq and is a predicted model, not a curated record. Gene Ontology annotation, molecular function: growth factor activity; nerve growth factor receptor binding. Gene Ontology annotation, cellular component: synaptic vesicle; axon; dendrite. Gene Ontology annotation, biological process: cell surface receptor protein tyrosine kinase signaling pathway; neuron projection morphogenesis; negative regulation of neuron apoptotic process.
UAUUAUAUGCAUAUGUUUAGGAAACGAGUUUAAGACACAUGUGUUCUCACAGAUGUUACUCGUUGAUAUGUCGUAGGUCUCGUUUUAAUAUACUAACCUCCUGAGGAAAAAAAAACUUGUGCUUGUCUUUGCGCUUCACAGGAGAAACCAGAGUCGUUAGCCGUGUCAAUUUCGCAGCGGAGAAGAAGAAGUUGCGCCGGAAGUACAUUUUCAUGUCUUCAAAAUAGAACUAUCGUUGCCAGUCAAGCGUUUCAUCGCAAUACAGCUUUUGCAAAUUGAUUUUACUUUGACAGUCAAAACCGGAAAUUUUGAUUCCGCCUCGCGCUAGCUUAACUGUUUGUCCGACUUUACGCGUUUCAGGCGGAGUUCAGGUCUUAAAACAUUUGGCCAACUUCUUCACCUCUCCACUUCUUCGCUCACAUAUUUGAAAUGAGAUACAUUUUCCCCGGGCCGCCUUGGAGGAGUAACAACUCAUGGAAUAUUUAAACUUCAUGGCACAUUUUUGACACUUUUCUGGGCUCAUUAAGCAGCCCUUUUUUCUCUGCAGUGGAAGCGCUCCCGGGACAGGAGACUUUUUCUGGUUUGUAACUUUACAGUUUUCCCCACCUUGUCGGAUUUUUGGGGCGCACAUGCGAUGUCAUGGACUAUUAAAAGAAGAAAGACAUGUUUGUGUCUAGUUUUGUGGUUUCCGUACGAAGGUGUUAUUUGAGUUUAUUAUUUUAAAACCAGUUGAGUAACUGGCGACAGGACUCUAUAAUCAAUGUGGUGUCAGCUGGAAGGACGCGGGGUCCGGAUCUCACCUAAACGCUGAUACGUCUUGGGAGUGAUGCACUGGCUUCCCCUGGUUGCCAUGGUGAUUGCCUCGGCCCUGCCCUUCCCUCACAACCCCGUGUCCAGGAUUGCCGCCGCAACGACAGAGCCUGGCUUCGACAACCGCAGAGAGCCCCAUCAUGCUCGCCUCGCGGCCCCCCCUGUGGACUACAACUUCCAUGGAAAUGCCUCCUUGCAAACGGACUACAACAUGGCUGCUGCUCUUAGCCAACACACCAACAGACAAAACCUCCAGAACCAUAGGGAUUAUGUGAAAUCCUCCGUAGAUGAAGAGACUUCCACGUUCAAAGUGGACAAUCAGGCAACCUUCCAAUCCAAUAGCAACUCAGGCAGCGAUGACAGAAGCGGUGUCACUGUGGACGUUCCCACAGAAGGAGGAACACUCAGGACCGAGGAUGUUUCCCAGGAUAAUUCUCGACCAAAGGAUUACAAAGCUGAAAGCAGCAGCAGAAGCAGGCGAGAUUACUCAAGUUUUGCUGACUUUUCCAAGAAGGACAAUCUUCAGGACUCUACAGAAAGACUGUUGCUGGUUUCCACAGCGAAAACCCAUAAUGCAGUCAGUCCUGCUGCUGAUCUAAAGGGUCAAAGAGGACCAGAACCAACUGUUUCCUCGGAGACGCUCAGAAAUUCACCCACGAUCGGGAUGGGAAGCACGUGGACACCAGGGGCCGAAAGAGGUCGAACCGAGAUGAACUUGGAGGCAGGGCUUGGUCUUGGGACCGUGUUGGAAAAUAUCUUUGAAGGAGACGAGAUGUUUCUGGAUGCACAUCCGCGAGUCUUGUUCUCACCGUCCCCGUCGCCUCCAGAACACCCGCCUCUCCUGCUCAUGCUGGAGACCGGCAUGCUGGAGGAGGACAGGGAGGAGCAGGAGGACAUGGACGGACACAUAGAGGGUCACGGGGAUCGAGCGAUCGAUAGGAGCACAACUCUGAGUUGGGCUGACUCUUCUCGAGUCACAGAGGCUGCCCACCCUGUCAGAAGGGAUAAACGCUCACAUUUAAUCGACAGACGGAGAGGCGAAAAGUCGGUGUGCGAGUCGGAAAGUGUUUGGGUCACCGACAAAAAGACUGCCAUUGACUCCCACGGGCAGAAGGUCACCAUCUUGCAAGAGAUCCAGACGCAGACAGGGCCACUCAAACAGUACUUCUAUGAGACUCGCUGCAGAGAGGCCGAGCAGCCGAGCAACGCCGGCAGGUCAAGGGCUGGCGCCGCUCUGAGACCUGCCGGGACAGGCGUAGCUGGGGCCGGCUGCUUGGGCGUGGAUAAAAAACAAUGGGUGAGCGAGUGCAAAGCCAAGCAGUCGUACGUCCGAGCCCUCACAAAAGACGCUAACAACAGAACAGGAUGGAGGUGGAUUCGCAUCGACUCGUCCUGCGUGUGUGUGCUGCUGUCCAGAACCAAUCAGGCGCUUGGGAGGGAGGUCUUGACGAGGAAGGGGAGAGGCUGAGAGAGAGGAAGGGGGAGAUAAAGAGAGAAGGCAAGAAGUAGAAAGUGACACAGAGCAGAUGGCUGUGACAUCCUUGUGUGUGCACAUCCUUAAACAUGACUUCUCUCUCUCCUCCAUCACAACUUCAAAAGACUUUUGCAAAAAACAAGAAGACCUCAACACUAGAUCUUAGGGAAAAAUGUCACAUAGAGAUUUGACUUUAAAAAGUACUGUUUUUGUAUGAUGUAUCUACAUAAUCUAAGUUAUUUUUGAUUAGUAUGUAAGCAUGUGUAUGUCUUUGAUAUUAAUAUAUUCCUUUAUAUAUGUGUACAAUAUGACACCAGUAUACCUUUAUGUAUGAAGAUAUGUAUAUCUGUGUGUAUUUAUAGAAGAAGUCUUCAUGGAGUGGUAGGUCUCUCCAGUGUCUGAUGAUAAUUCCAGCCUCUGGGCCGCUCAGGUUGUGAGAGGAAGGAGCGCCACCUACUGAGGCUCCGUUUUACUGCUCCACACUGUCCCCAGAUGGAUUAAUGUGACAGUGCUUUUAGAUACAGAAACUACAGCAUGGGCAAUCUUUAGCACGGUUUCACUCAGGCUGAUGAUUUGACAGUUUUGUAGCAGGAAAACAUCUCCGUCUGUAGAACAUGUUCGAUGUGGUUCAUGAAUGCAAACCCAUGUGGUUUGUAAAUUAUACAACACCUAAACAAGCUAAUUUUAACAUCUGUUGGUUUGUUCAGUUUGCCUGCCAAAAUGUGGUAAUAAAGGAUCUUUGUACUCGGCAAAUUAUUUUCACACAAAUUAACUGAUGGAAAUGUGCAGAAUUUCAUUCUCAAAGCACUCUGGGAUUCAUCUUGCAAAAGGAGAGUUAUCAGGGGGGACUGUACUUUAUUUAUCAGGGGAGCUGGGGCGUGACUUUUUUGUUGUUGUUUUUUUAAUAUCACCACCCUCCCCAGAGCAAUAAAAAAUAUUUCUCCUCAAGCCUCCCUGAUGAACUGGGGAAAAUGCAUGACCCUCCCUCCACCAUUAAUAAAUAAAUACCCAUA